AUGCAGUCCAAUGAAUCCGGCUAUGACUCUGCAGCAGAGUCAGUCUCCUCGUCGGAGGCCAUACGAGCAGUGAACAGCCUCGUGCGGGCAGACCUGCACGAGGCUCGCGAUGCCUUGCACGGCCCUCCGCUGCUUCUCUACCGUGACCGCGAGGCACACUGGAACAAUGCAAGCUAUGCUCCUGAGAAGGAGUUCACAGAGGGUGGCCGCUGUAAUGGCGGUUGCAGCCCGUGUUUGUUCCACAAUGCGCGACUGGGAUGCCCGAGGGGCGAUGCCUGUCGCUACUGUCACGAACACGACAUCGGAGCGGAGAGGGUGCCACACCGGCCACGCAAGACUCUGCGCCACAAGAUCAAGAGGAAUGCCGAGGAUCUGCUGCGAAGGUUUGACGUGUCACCAGAGCGAGUUCAUGACGAGCUCCAGGUGUUGGCUGCAGGUAGCCAAUUUGCGGUCAACUUCCUGGCAGGCCUUGCCUCAACACAACAACCGAACAACAGAGAAAAGUGGCCAUGA
Symbiodinium necroappetens is the source of this 513-nucleotide messenger RNA. Lineage: Eukaryota; Dinophyceae; Suessiales; Symbiodiniaceae. The record is from the annotation of a GenBank genome assembly.